AUGUGCCAGCGUGGGCCUCCCCCCGUCCUGUCCUCGGGGCUGGGGGCCCUGUCCCCGCCGGCCUUAGGCCGCGAGGCCGUUGUUGGGAGUGCCGGGCCUCGGGGGGGCGGCCCCCUAACGGCCGGAGCCCCCUGUAAGCAGGGGCGUCAGCCUCUUUGGCCGCUGCCUCGCGUGCCCAGCUGCCUUUGCCCAGAGGGCCCGGCUCCCCGCAGCGGCUGGGACUGCGCCGUGCGUCGCCGUGAAGCCGUCGGAGAAGAGAACGGAAGAGGCGUCGCGCGGGACGGCAGCGCCGACGCGGUAAGACGCCGCGGAGCCCUCCGAGAAGAAAGCGGCGCCGUGGAGCGGGACGGCGAGGCAAGAGCGAGGAAGAAGAGCGUCGGCUUCGUGCUCAAGACGGGGCGGGAGAAAGGCCCUCUGGGCAAAGGCCCCUCCCUGGCAUCCCGGGGCAGGGAUCCCCAAGAGCCCGGCGGGCAGCUUCCGGCUGCGCCGGCCGGCUUGGCGCUGGGCGGACCUCCCUGUAAGCAGGGCUGGGUCCUUUGGUUUGCUUGGCGUUGGCCUUUUGCCAUCGCGCUCCUGUGGCUGCCCGGAGCGAGGGGCAACCGCCCUGUAAGGAGGGCGAGAGUGCCCGCCUCCGCGCCCGAGGGGGGAAACGGAGCUCUCCCGACCCCCCAGCCCGCCCGCCCUGUAAGCAGGGCAGGGCUUUUUCCCUUGGCACCUUUGGUGCCCGCUGGCGGCCCCUGGCCGGAGUGACCCCCCGUAGUCGGGGCGCGUCACAGGC
Messenger RNA from Chiroxiphia lanceolata (lance-tailed manakin), 778 nucleotides. RefSeq lists its product as uncharacterized. Bases 1 to 750 code for a protein of 249 amino acids. The transcript is spliced from 4 exons. Lineage: Eukaryota; Metazoa; Chordata; Aves; Passeriformes; Pipridae. The record is from RefSeq and is a predicted model, not a curated record.